AUGGUGUCCACGGGCGCGGCGGCCGGCCACGGCGCGGAAUUCGCUGGGUUCACCGGCGAGUGGCUGAGCGGGUCGCGUGAGGUGCCGAUGGAGUUGUCGCUGGGGCUCGUCUGUCGCUAUUUGAAGGUCGAGGUGGUCGGGCCGGCGGCAAGGCCGUGGUGGGCCCGCUGCCAGGCGUCCAAGGCGCCCAAGGUGAAGGGCCUGACGACACCGGACCUGGACCUCGGAGACCUGGGCCCGGUGUGCUGGUCCAAGAACUCGUGCACGGCGUACUACGUCAACGCCCAGGAGGACGCGGAGCGCACGCGGGACGAGCUCGUCCGCCUGCUUGCUUUCGCGGUGGAGGUAAAAGCCGCGGGCGUGCCGCCCGACGCGGUCGUCGACUUCGCGCCGGCGGUCAGGGCGCGGCGGCUCCUGCUGCACUGCCUCACCAGGGACUUGGGGUUGGCGAGCGUGAGCGUCGGGGACGACGGGGAGAAGUUAGUCAGGGUGUCGCGUGCCACGGAGGCUGCUGCUGCUGCUGAUCAUUAUGAACGCGAGUUGCUCGAGAGCAGUGGCGGCGGUGGUGAAGAUCUCCAUGAGUACGGGGACGAGAAUCCGAUAUCUUCAUUCUACUUGGUAGUCGGGUGA
This is a messenger RNA of Diaporthe citri, 630 nucleotides long. RefSeq lists its product as uncharacterized. The transcript has 2 exons. NCBI's taxonomy places the organism in Eukaryota, Fungi, Ascomycota, Sordariomycetes, Diaporthales, Diaporthaceae. Gene Ontology annotation, molecular function: nucleic acid binding. The record is from RefSeq and is a predicted model, not a curated record. Bases 1 to 630 code for a protein of 209 amino acids.